CCCAAUGCGUGUUUCCCUGUCAGGUGUUUUCCAUGUAAUACCGAAUGCCAAGCUAAUUGGACGACGAGCUACCAAGUACAAGACCAUUGGCUGUUUCCGGCUGUCUCGUCUAUAUCUCCCAGAAAUGUCAGACGACGUGGCCGAUGGAGAUAUGACGACUGUGUGAUCAAAGCGGUUGCCAUCAUUCGGAGCAUUUGACAUGUUAUUGCGCUACAGUGAAAUUCGAUAGAAUAAUCUCAGUGGCGACGGUGAAGCAGUUACUUAUUGGUAACGUUUAACGUCGUCACUUCUUGUUUGUCACGAUCGUCUUGUUUGUUCUCGCGUAAAGUUACAACAUGGGUCUUUGCAAGUGUCCGAAGAGAAGAGUAACGAAUCAAUUUUGUUUUGAACAUCGCGUCAACGUAUGUGAACAUUGUAUGGUCACGAGCCAUCCAAAGUGCAUAGUACAGUCAUAUCUGUUAUGGCUUCAUGACAAUGAUUAUAAUCCAGUCUGUACACUAUGCUCUGGUCAGUUGAGCGACGGAGACUGUGUAAGAUUGACAUGUUAUCACAUGUAUCAUUGGGCAUGUUUGGAUCAAUACGCUAGAGACUUGCCAGCAACAACAGCACCAGCUGGAUAUAUCUGUCCUGUAUGUAGAGUAUGCAUCUUCCCACAACCCAAAUUGGUAUCACCUGUCGCUGAUGUAUUGAGGGAAAAAUUGGCCACAGUCAAUUGGGCCCGUGCUGGUCUUGGCUUGCCAUUGCUAGGUGAUGACAGAGAACAAAAGCCAGAGAAGGAACAUCCCACAAUUGCAGUUGAAAAUUUCUUAUAUCAAAAUCAUACAGCAACUACUUCGUCGUCGCCUAUGGUGGCUAUGUCUCGCACAAGCAGCAUCAUCAACCCGAGCACCGCCGUCAGCAACGUGCAUACUGCAAAUAAUCAGAAACUAGGACCACCUUACUCUGUCGUGAAUAUUGACUCGUCCUUAGGUUUAUCUACUCAGGCGUCCAGAAGAGUCUGCGAGGCCUACGAUGAUCCAAAGGAUGUGUCUUUUGACCAUGACGAGAAUAAAUAUCAGCGGAAGUCCGCGAUAGAAUGGAUUCUUAGAUGGUGGAAGCUGAUACCGACUAAAGCGCCGGUAAGACGGCGGAUCGCGAGUUCUUUAUACAAGAGAUACAUCGUGAUGGUCAUUGUCGUGAUAUUUUUCUUGGUCGGGCUCAUACUGCUCUGUUCGUGGUUAGGUAAAAUGGCGACAGACGGUGAUCCGAGCUUUGAUGUAUUGGCAAAUUCCAACUUGAAGUUUGGCGAGAAGUCUAUGAUUUAAUGUAUCGUGCAUUAUUAUGAGUGAUAACGCACGUGCAAUUGUCGGCACAUCGCAACAGGACGAACAAAAUGCUGGGUUAAAAUGCAAAGUGUGGGAAAUUUUUGCAUGGUGUAGAUGCAUAAUAUGUUAUGGUAAUCUGAGAAAAGAAAGAAAAGAAUGCGAAUUGUUGCGAAUGAAACAGUGACCAGAACAUAUCUAGUGCUGUGUACGUAACAUUUGUUAAUUUUUCUGUAAAUGUCUGUAUGUGUGUCUGUAAUGUAUGUAUGUAUGAAUGAAUGUGCGUGUGUAUGUGUAUGUGUGAUAUGUAUACAUGCAUCUUACAUUGAGAUUGUAUACUUGAAUCUGUAAAGACUUAGCUAGGAAUUUAUAAACUGUAAGAAAAAGAAAGCUAUCGCACAUACGUCGCGACGGUUGCUUUUCUCAUAAACACGUUUGUUGCGCGGGAAAUUUUGUACGUGUACCACACCAGACGUCAUUUAUCAUAAUUCAUUAUCUUGCGAUGUAGUGAAUCAUGUCGACUAUUAUUUGAAAUGUGCAUCAUACUUAUAUAUAUAUUUUACAAUUAGUCAAACAUUUUAUAUAACCGCUAUUUUCGUCAUUCUUCGAAAACAUUCGACUUGAUACAACAAAAAGAUCGACUUUCUAGAUUAUGUUGGAUUAUACAUUUUAAUGCUGAAAAUGUUUUUCUUUUAAAACUAACAAAUUCCGAAAGUGACGAAGCGUGAUACCUCCCGAGCGUGUAACGUGAGCGUGUAAAAGAAAAAAAGAGCAGUAUUCUACAUAUUGGUAAUUCCCGUUCUUUUCGACGGGGGAUGCAUUGAAAUUGAAAUGAAGACUCAAUCGAUGGAAUUAUUCUAUAAAUAGUGGUGGCUAUGAAAUAUUCAAAGCUUCAGCGGCGACAAUCGGUCGCGGCAGGACGACGUAUCGCACUCUCAUGUUCCGUUUUAUGGGCUCUUGGUUGGGACAACAGUGAUGAG
Molecule: messenger RNA, 2281 nt
Organism: Harpegnathos saltator (Jerdon's jumping ant)
Lineage: Eukaryota; Metazoa; Arthropoda; Insecta; Hymenoptera; Formicidae
Product: zinc finger protein-like 1
Exons: 3
Coding region: 336-1304 (322 amino acids)
Cellular component (GO): Golgi apparatus
Source: RefSeq, a predicted model, not a curated record